This is a messenger RNA of Perkinsus marinus ATCC 50983, 591 nucleotides long. RefSeq lists its product as hypothetical. Bases 1 to 591 code for a protein of 196 amino acids. The record is from RefSeq and is a predicted model, not a curated record. The transcript has 8 exons. NCBI's taxonomy places the organism in Eukaryota, Perkinsozoa, Perkinsida, Perkinsidae.
AUGUCUCGUCCUUUUACUGACGCGGACUUGAGGGCCGUUGAAGAGCUCUGUCCUACUAGUUCGACUAGUGAUGUGGAGCUAGCGUUAUGGCGUGCCAAUGGCGAUCGAAACAUGGCGGCUAAUAUGCUUUUAUCACAGCAGAGAUCUACUCCAGCUGCUCAAGCGUACCCAAGUCAGCCAGUACCUGUUGUGGCAGUGGCUCAAGCAGCUCCACGUGAACAAGUCGAGAGAAGUGCGCAGAUAAGAUGCUGUCACUGUGAAGAACUCAUGACGGUAAACGUCAGAGGUUUUCGCGAUGAGGCAGUGGGGGCUGAAGCUCAGUGUCCUCGCUGUCAUCAGAUGAACAGAUUUGUGUUGCCAGCUGAGAAGGACUCUGUGGUCGCGAGUGAAGCCGCUCCGUUUAAGCCAUACUCUGUGGAGAUCCCCACUAAUUCCGAGGCUUUUGACGCGGCACACGCUCCUCCUGUCACGCCACAGGGCGCAAUGCCUGUUCCCACUGUGGAAGUCCCACCAUCUCAAGUAGCUCUACCCCAGAACAUGCAGGUCCAGGUGGUUCAAAUUGAGAAUCUUUGGGGCAACUAUGCCAAUUAG